Neltuma alba is the source of this 744-nucleotide messenger RNA. RefSeq names its product COX assembly mitochondrial protein 2 homolog. The transcript has 4 exons. Lineage: Eukaryota; Viridiplantae; Streptophyta; Magnoliopsida; Fabales; Fabaceae. Gene Ontology annotation, cellular component: mitochondrion. The record is from RefSeq and is a predicted model, not a curated record. Bases 132 to 380 code for a protein of 82 amino acids.
CCGGAUAUAUCAUCUCCAGGGCGGAAUCGGGUCGUAAUUAAUCCUCCCCGCGCGGCGAACUUUGAUCGGCGAUAGAGGGGGAGGCGCGAAGGAAGUGGUUGGUGCUUCAUAUUUGAUUGGAUCGUGGGAAAAUGCAUCCUCCUCUAACCUUACACAAGCACCCGAUGUGUGCAGAAAUUAUUGAGCAGUUCCAACAGUGCCAUAUAGAACAUCCAUAUGGAAAAUUCUUUGGUAAAUGUACAGAUCUGAAGAUAAAGUUGGAUCGCUGUUUCAGGGAGGAAAAAGCUUUGAAGCGGAAGGCAAACUUUGAAAAGAGCAAGGAGUUCAAGCAAAGGCUAGAUGCUUUUAGGAAAGAAAAUGCUGCAAGCAGUAGCCAGUAGAAGAAUCUUCGCUGAUCUUACAAGGCCCCCGAACUCUAGUGAAAAAUUGUUAGAGCAACACGGAAAUUUAGAGGUUCCUGGAGACAGAAGUGUGAUUAACGUUUUGCUACCUACCUUGAGCCAGGAUGCUUUUAAGUCUACUAUGGAGUAUACAGAUUUUGCCUAUUGUUAUUGUAGUCUGUUUUCUCUGUUCCUCAAUUCGUUAAUUGUAUUCUUAGCAGAAAGAAAAGUAAAAUAAUGAAAGGGAAAGAAUGAAAAAGGGGUUGAAUAUGUGUUUCUGACAUUUUAUGUAAUUGCGUUAUUUUGAAAAGUGAAAUAAAUGAGUCAAAUGUGAGGCCAGCACAUUAAGUUAAAAGGCCAAACU